Messenger RNA from Camelina sativa (false flax), 829 nucleotides. Lineage: Eukaryota; Viridiplantae; Streptophyta; Magnoliopsida; Brassicales; Brassicaceae. The record is from RefSeq and is a predicted model, not a curated record.
AUGGCCAGAAAACACAUGUACGCUCUUCAGUACGAUUCUUACAGCGGUGGCGCGGCUGCUCCAAGUCAGAUGGUGAAACCAGAUGGUUUAGUGCCACUGAAGAUCAGAGAAAGUACACGAUUUUAUCCAUAUUUUAAGAAUUGCGUUGGAGCGAUAGAUGGUACACAUAUACCAGCAACAGUAGUUGGGCGUGAGGUGGCAAGCUAUCGCAAUCGAAAAGGAACAAUAUCUCAGAACGUUUUGGCUGUAUGUAACUUUGAUCUGGAGUUUAUUUACAUUCUGAGUAGAUGGGAGGGUUCAGCCCACGAUUCAAGAGUGUUAAGUGAUGCGUUAAGAAAAUUUUAUCUAUUUGAUUGUGGAUUUGCGAAUCGUUUCAGUUUUUUAGCUCCAUUCCGUGGUGUUAAGUAUCAUCUAAAGGAAUUUGCUGGUCAAGAUCGUGAUCCUGAAACUCCAUAUGAGUUAUUUAAUCUUCGCCAUGCUUCUCUGAGAAACGUGAUCGAAAGGAUAUUUGGAAUCUUUAAAUCUUUUGCUAUUUUUAAAUCUGCAUCUAUUUUUCCUUACAAGAAACAAGCUGGAUUAGUCUUAGCAUGUGCAAGGCUGCAUAACUUUCUUCGUAGAAAAUGUCGAUCGGACGAAGAUGUGUUCCCUAAUGAAAAUAAUGCAGUUAACAAUGGAAAUACUUCUGUCAAUAUAGAUGAAAGUGAUAGAGAAGAACCUCUCGAGACGCAAGAGCAAGACAGAGAAAAUGCAAAUAAUUGGAGACAAUCUAUGGCCGAAGACAUGUGGAAAGAUGCUACGAUUUAAAAGUUCAUUGAUAGAUAGAUUUUAG